GUUCUGCAGUUUCGCUUGACAUGUCCGAGUUUACCACAUCUGUAGCAGAUGAUCGUUCUGAUGGGUGGUCUUCGAGGGACAUAAUUCGGAACACGUAUGGAAAUUAAUUCUGCACCUCCUCUAUAUCCAUUGGACAGUCAGGAUGGGAGAUACUUAGAUUCUGGCAGACAGCUCCAGAUGGAAGGAAAGAAAAGCUGGAGAGAAUGGAUAGAAGACUUAAAGAUCUAUAUCUGGAAUCCAGAGAAAAAAGAAGUAUUAGGACGGAAUGGGAAAAGCUGGGCUCAGAUACUUCUUUUCUACUUUCUACUUUACAUAUUUCUUGCUGGGAUGUUUGCAUUAUGUAUAUAUGUACUGCUUCUCACAAUAAGCCCAUAUGUACCUACAUACAGAGACAGAGUUUUUCCACCAGGUGUAACCAUCGGUCCGCUCGCUAGUGGAUUUCAUUAUAGAUUUAAUUCUACUGAAAAGAACACAUGGUCAUCUUACGCCACGGGUCUGCAUUCAUUUCUUGAAGCCUAUAAUGAUGACAAACAAAUUGCUACAAAUGUGGAAUGCACACCAGGAGAAUAUUUCCUUCAAGAAGGAGAGGAACAUGAAGAAAGAAAAGCCUGCCAGUUCCGUCGCUCAAUGUUAAAGAACUGUUCUGGAAUUGAGGACCCAAGUUUUGGCUUUUCUCAUGGAAAACCAUGCAUUUUACUAAAAAUGAACCGGAUUCUUGGGUUUAAAGCCGGCUCUGGAACACCAAUAACUGUGUCUUGUGAAACCUACAAAGCAGCUGAUGGUGAUUUAGGAGAAGUUAAAUUUUAUCCAGUAAAUUACUUUGACCUUAUGUACUUCCCUUACUAUGGAAAGCUUAGGCAUGUAAACUACACAUCUCCUCUAGUUGCUCUGCAGUUCACAGAACUGCCCCUUAAUCGUGACAUCACCAUACAGUGCAAGAUAAAUGGACAAGACAUUAUCAAUGAUCAUAAGACUGACCGCUUCCUGGGCAGAGUAAUCUUCAUGAUGAACAUUGGAUGAAUGGCCUCAUAUUUCCCAGUUCAGGAAACUUACAAGUGGUCAUAAUCAGACUAUUACUUAAUUUCUUUUAUUGCAGCAGUUAUACCAGUGCUGUCACCUGAAUGAAUCAGUACAUACUUUACUAGGCCACAGUCUAUGAGAUAUCUUCCUGCGUGCUACAUCUAGUCAUAGACUUGGCCUUCAUGGACUAGUGAGAGAAAAGCACCAUGGGAACAGGGCAGUGAAAUAAGCAUCCAUAAAACUGAAACGUAUGGGAAAGCCAUUGUUCAAGUCACUUGGUCACAUUUGGAUACCCACCAUACACUGCGGCUCUCCCAUUCAUAAGAACAACCAUUCAAGGAGUUUUUACUCAUGGCCUGUUAAAAAUUUAAAAAUAAACAUUGUACUAAUAUUUGGCCUAUUUGUUAUAGUUCUUUAGAAUGAUAAGAAUUAUAUUUAGUUAUAAUUGCAACUUGGACUUUGAGCUUUCCUAGAGUAGACAUCACAAAUGAGUUUGUCAUUGUUCUGUAUGUAGUGGAGAUUGAGAAUAAGUCAUUAUACAUAGAUUGUAUAUCAUUAAAAAAAUUACU
Hyla sarda is the source of this 1589-nucleotide messenger RNA. RefSeq names its product ATPase Na+/K+ transporting family member beta 4 (gene ATP1B4). The coding region runs from base 97 to 1020 and encodes 307 amino acids. The record is from RefSeq and is a predicted model, not a curated record. The transcript is spliced from 9 exons. Lineage: Eukaryota; Metazoa; Chordata; Amphibia; Anura; Hylidae. Gene Ontology annotation, biological process: sodium ion transport; regulation of DNA-templated transcription; potassium ion transport. Gene Ontology annotation, cellular component: nuclear inner membrane; sodium:potassium-exchanging ATPase complex.